Molecule: messenger RNA, 2682 nt
Organism: Punctularia strigosozonata HHB-11173 SS5
Lineage: Eukaryota; Fungi; Basidiomycota; Agaricomycetes; Corticiales; Punctulariaceae
Exons: 8
Coding region: 16-2313 (765 amino acids)
Biological process (GO): mitochondrion inheritance
Cellular component (GO): mitochondrial inner membrane
Source: RefSeq, a predicted model, not a curated record
CUGCGCUUCCAUGCAAUGCCUCGGCUUUGCUCAUCGUUUAGGACCCUGCUAGCUGCUGCUAGUAGCGAUGCGGUCUCUUCAUCUCGAACGUCUGGCCGAGGACUUGCGAAUGUUGACCGGUACUCUACUAUUCGGACAUUUUUCACCACUACGAAGGUUGUCGACUGGUCUCUUCCGAGGUAUGGUAUUCCGCGGCCAACACCAAUUUACAAGGCGACGAAAUGGAAUGGACUGCACGCUCCCGUUCGCAUAACCUUUCGAACGUACGCGUCGGGCAAGGGAGGGCACAGGGAAGAAACGCGGAGGCAGGUGGAGUCCUUGAAACGGGCCGAGGCCGAGCUACCCGAAGAAUCAAGGAAAACAGGCACGAACGCGGCUCAACCUGACCAUACAGAUACACCCGACGAAAAUUCGCAAUCAGCAUACACGAGUGCACAAUCACAGCAAGGGCACACGACCAACGGUGGCGAUACUCCCGAUGGACAGCAGCCGAAUACCCUACCCGAUCCCAGCUCCACCCGAUCUCAAGUACUACAAUCCUAUGCCAGCUUCUAUCGUCGCCUUGCGCUUUCUCUUCCUCACGUACACCGGCCCACACGCGACGACCUUUUACGAGCUGCGAGUAACUUUUGGCAACGACUUCGCAUCCGCUUCAAAUGGUUCACGAUUCGUUCGUUCCGACCCUUCAAUGCCGACGAUAUAUCUGGAUUUGUUACACUUCUGAUAAUGAGCCAAACGGUCUGGAUCUUAGUAGGGACCACCACAUUCUUUUCCGUAGUUUUUGCAACAGCCAACAGUCUGCGAUUGCAAGAGUACAUCGCGCGAGGGAUCAGCGACUAUCUGACAGCGGAAACUGGGAUCACCGUCGUCUUCGAGUCUGCAAUCGUCCCCAAGUGGAAAGAUUCGCGCCUUUCCUUUAGGAACGUAUACGUCUCUCGUCGUCCCAGCCCUAGCGCAGCACAAAUGCAGCCCUCGGCGGGAGCAUCCAAAAAAACUGGUCACUUGACUGCUGUCGGUUACGAUGUGAGCACGCACCCCGCGUACAAUAACUAUCACGAUCAGGAUGAGGAGGAUGUCCUACCCGACCUUCACGAGGAAGACACGAACUACACCAUGUUCGACCUCAACGUGGAUUCUAUCGACGUUGAACUUUCGCUUCCCCAUUGGCUCGACGGCAAGGGCCUGGUCAAGGAUGCCGUGGUCAAAGGCGUUCGCGGCGUAGUUGACCGACGUUCAGUUCACUGGGACCCAGAUCAUCCUCUCGAUCCUGCCGAUUACCGACAUGUCGCAAGGCCCGGUGACUUCGAGCUGGAGUCGCUGCAGUUGGAAGACGUGCUCGUCACCGUCCACCAGCCAGGAGGUUUCCGACCCUAUACUGUUUCCAUCUUCCGAGCAGACCUUCAUCAGUUGAGGAAGCAAUGGAUCUUCUAUGAUUUUCUGAGCGCGGACAAUAUUGUCGGGCAGUUCGAUAACUGCUUGUUCAGCCUCCAUAAGCCGCAGAGCAUGGGCCGGACGAAUGAGCGGGAUCUCAAGGAUAGCAAUUGGGCGCGGAUGUCUCGCUUCCGGAUCGACGGCGUGAACGUGGACCACCUCCAAGCUGCGACCACGCAGGAGGGUCCCAUCUCAUGGAUUACGUCCGGCAAGUUUGACGCCGUGGUCGACAUCAAGUUUCCGCGCGAGCACGCCGACGACGAGCUCCCGCUGAACGCGCUCAUCGUCGAGAUCGCGGACGCGAUCAGCACGGCAUCUCAGUCUCUCGAGCGCAUCCCGGGUCAGCGCGAACUCGCGAAGCCUCCGCUUACCGUUCCGGAAGAGGAGCAGCACAAGGAGGCGCUAGAGCAGAUGGAGCGAGGCGAAGGCGCGCCCAAGGUGGUGGUGGACAUCGAUUUACGGUUCCGGGAUCUGAAGGCGGCGGUACCUGUGUUCACGAACGAGUUGAGCUACGUGAGCAACGCGCUCGUACGACCCAUUGUGGCCUUCAUGAAUGCGAAUCGGACAUUGAUCCCAAUCCGAUGUCGAGUCAUCAAGGACCUCAGCGAGUUCGACGGGGCGUGGACAUUGUGGGAGACUGGGCUGACCAACGAGAUAUCCGUGAAGAUUUACGACGCGAUGGCGUAUCACGUCAGCCAGUCGAACCCCGUCUUUAACCGGCGAAUCAAGACGGUCGGAAUGUGGAGCCUGCAGAAGACCGUAAGCGCGGUGCUCUCGACCUUGCGCGCGAUCAUGGACCCAAUGGCCGUUCACCUGCAAGAGGCAUAUACCGCCGCGGCGGACGUGGGAGUGCCGCUGGACGCGGUCGUACCGCACACGUAGUGCGCGUGACGAGAUGGCUGGGCGAAGGGGCAUGGAUCAUGCACAUUGCAUGAUACGACCCGGAAAUGCGGCCGCUGUCCCGACUGCUUCGAUCUAUCCCUGUCGAUUCUGCAUGCCAUACCGCACGUCCGUGCAUGGAGGCCGCGUGGGAAUGAGUUGGUCACCCCCCCUGGACGCUUUCCCUCCUUGAGAAUGCGCCGAACGAGCGUUCAGGGACACGGGGCUAGCACAGCUUACUGCCAUUCAAUCUCGAGACUCGAGGAUCCUACUACUGCUACUCGUAGCUCGCGCAAUACACUUGGGCUGCGCCGCGCAUGGCAAUACUCGGCCCAUGCCUGCGGCCGUGGUCUUUGAUAAUACACAAACGCU